AAUUCAAACCUCAGUCUGAAUUCUGAAAUCCCUAAAACCCCUUUCCACUUUUCUCCUUCCAAAAACCGAACCAGAUCGAUCGAGCGAUGUGGAAUAAUCGACGGCCGCCGGAAAAUGGCUCCGGUAACGAGGAAGACAACUCCGAUCAGGAGAAAACCAUAUCAAAGGCAGCUGGUUUCGUGGUCGUUUCGGGAAUCGCGAUGAGCAUUCUCAAAGCACUAAAUCCAUUCAACAAUCAAAACAUCAACAGUAAAACCAGUGAAGUAAAGGCAACAGUUUUCGAGUCAGCUCCAUCUCAAACUCAGCCUCAAGUGCUUCAACAAUGCCAGCCAGAGCCUGAGCCCAUCAUCAAGAAUCCGAGUUGUUGUGCGGAGCGAAGAGCGAAGGAAGUGUCACCAAAUGUGAUAGAGAUUGAGCGGGGAGAUACACUUUGGGGAUUCUCUAGAAAAUAUGGGGUAUCAAUUGAGGAAAUUAAGGAGGCUAACGGGCUUGAAGGGGACACCAUCUAUGCUGGAAAGAAACUUGUAAUACCUUAAUGUGCUCCUUCUCAUUGUUUCUUGUUGUUGUAGCGUUGCUUACCACGUGAGGUUGUUCUCUUCAUUUGUUAAAACUAAAUUUAAGCUGUAUUAGGCCAGAAACUUUUGUAGUUUGAAACCAAGGUUAUGGCUGCCACUAGAGAUAGAGAUGUGAGAUUGGUUUGAGCUAAUGUAAAAUGAGUAAAAUUUUAGCUGCUAUGAUGAACUUGUAUCUCAACUCGCAACAUUUUAUUAUGUAGAAGAAAUGAUUUUCUCCAAA
Molecule: messenger RNA, 795 nt
Organism: Solanum verrucosum
Lineage: Eukaryota; Viridiplantae; Streptophyta; Magnoliopsida; Solanales; Solanaceae
Exons: 3
Coding region: 87-536 (149 amino acids)
Source: RefSeq, a predicted model, not a curated record